This is a messenger RNA of Seminavis robusta, 1533 nucleotides long. The record is from the annotation of a GenBank genome assembly. NCBI's taxonomy places the organism in Eukaryota, Bacillariophyta, Bacillariophyceae, Naviculales, Naviculaceae.
AUGUCGCGCAAAGACGACAGGGCUUAUGCCACGGACGAUGAAGAAACCAAACGCCCCCCAGUCAUGAACUCUACCGAAGGCAUGACCAGCACCAAGAAACCUAAGCCUAACAAAGUCGCCGUGUCAACGUCCAACUCUUGGAAAAACAAUGCCAACCAGAACAAGUGCAAGUGCAAGAAGACUCCGGUUGUUACAACCAAGAAGAUCCCACCAAAGCCAUUGCCAAAGGAAGAGUCUGAUGAUGAAGUUGAGAUUGUGGCUCCUCCGGCUGGCUACAAGCCCGUCCUCUCUGAUUGCAAGGACCCCAAGAAGGCCUCACAAGUGCAGCAGGCUUUGCUUGAAUCGGACACGGACUCGGAUGACAGCUUGUUUGCUACAAAGGAAUCUGCAGCCGUUUUCAAUGCCCCUCCGACAGGACGUCAUCGCAGAACAUCAGCCAAAGCAGAAGAAAUUCGCAAGAACACUCAGAUUGCCAUUCCAGGAACAUCUUGGAGGAAAAUGAUGGAUGCACACACCAAUACAACAAUGGGACUUUCGGACGUUCGAUCCAAAGUCACUUCUGUGGGAAAACUCACAACAAAGGUUGUUUCCGAGAUGAAGAACCUACAAGACAUUCUACGCACUCUACCAAAGGAAGCUUCUAAGUCAGUUAUUGACGGACUAUCUAGGGCAUGGAGGGACCUUGGUGAAGGAUUGCGUACAGUCACCAUGUCAUUGGAUGUCAAGAUGGAUGGUGUUGAAUCGCGUUUGAUGAGCAAGCUGGAAGAGGCCACAAGCUCUGUAGUCGCAGCUGAGUCGCGUAUCAUGACAAAGCUCAAGGAUUCCACCACGGACUUGAAGCGCCACACUACACAGAAGUGUGCUGUGUCCAGUGACUCCUCCUCCAAGAGCUCUAGCAGUGGUGGGUGGCGUGACAACCACAGUCUUCCUACUAACGCUGGCUCCAACACUUCCACUGAGGUCAUCUUGGAGCGAUUGGAAGCCCAAGAUGGAAUCCUCAACCACAUGGAUGGACAAAUUGACUGGCUGUUGGAGAUGGUCCAGGGGCUCCAAGCCAAAUGCCCGGAUCAUUCUGGACUUCCCAAGAAAGCCAACCCACUCAGCACUGUCGCUACUGAAAGCUCCGACGGCACAGGAACCUACACCAGAAAUCAGCGUAGAAACUCCACUGGAAGCAACCAAGGCAGAGCAGCCUCUACUGGAGGCUCCAACACACGUUAUGUCAGCAUGACAGUAAACCAGUACUCAAAGAGUGUGCCGAACGCCAGCAACACCACACCUAUGAAUCAUGGUCGCCCUGUCAAUGGCCCAGCUACCGCUCCACCACGUCCGACUGUUCAAUUCAAGAAUGUGGCAGAGGCUGUCCCCAUGCCCUUUUCCCAAGUUCAACAGUUCCGGCAGGGAAGACGAGUUGCAGAGAAGACCAGCACCAUUCCACCACCCGGCCCUUUCCAGGAUCCUGAAAAAAGUGAGGUCCAGAACUGGAGCUCGCAAAAGGAGAACAGCCCCCCGACUUACAGGGCUGAUGUCUGA